AUGAUCUUAGAUGCACCAAAUCUUCGUAAUGAUUUUUACUUAAAUCUCAUGGAUUGGAGUUCAAAUGGUCUUUUGGCUAUUGCAUUAGAUCAAAAAGUUCAUUUAUACACAUUUCAAACAGGUGAUAUCGAAACUCUUGACAUUUGUACCAAUUCAAAUGAUUAUGUUACUUCAGUACAAUGGGCACAAGAGGUACCAAGUGACAAUAAAACUUGCCUACUUGCAAUUGGUACUUUUUUCUCUGAAGUACAACUUUGGAAUGUCACAACGUUAACAAAACUCCAAUCAAUUCAAUUUCAAUGUCAACGUAUCAGCUCAUUAGCAUGGAAUCAACAUCAUCUUCUCGCGUCAGGAUGUCAAAAUGCAUCCAUUCAAUUCACUGAUUUUCGAUGUGCCCAAUCAUUGGUACAACAGGUACAUUGUAAUCCAGGAGAAAUUUGUGGAUUAAAAUGGUCUCAAGAUGGUGAUAUAUUAGCUUCUGGAAGUCAUAAUCAUGAAUUAUGUUUAUAUGAUCAUAAGAUGAUCCGAUCCAAUGAAUUCAGUCUUCCAAUCAUGAGAAAUCAAGAACAUCAAGGUCCAAUACGAGCACUAGCAUGGAGUCCAUAUAAUCGGUACACUUUAAUUUCAGGAGAUGGUACACUCAAUGGUACACUGAAAUUAUGGCGAACAUCUAAUGGUACAUUACUCCAUUCUGUACCAACAAAUGCACAAGUAUGUGCCAUUGCUUGGUCCAGUACAAGUCAUCAAGUGAUUUCAGCUCAUGGUCAUGGACAAAUGUCUAAUCAACUUGUAAUAUCAAAUGAUUCAACAUUACAACAAAUUGAACAACUUCAAAGUCAUACAGCACGAGUAUUAAACGUUGGAAUUUCACCUGAUGGUACAACUGUAGCAUCUUGUAGUGCUGAUGAAACUCUUCGUUUUUGGAAAGUUUUUCCACUGAAACGAGUUUCAAAACAAUAUCUUGAAUUUCAUCUUUCAGUUAUUCGUUAA
Messenger RNA from Plasmopara halstedii, 990 nucleotides. RefSeq names its product cell division cycle 20 homolog. Gene Ontology annotation, molecular function: ubiquitin ligase activator activity; anaphase-promoting complex binding; protein binding. Lineage: Eukaryota; Oomycota; Peronosporomycetes; Peronosporales; Peronosporaceae. The record is from RefSeq and is a predicted model, not a curated record. Gene Ontology annotation, biological process: positive regulation of ubiquitin protein ligase activity; positive regulation of anaphase-promoting complex-dependent catabolic process; anaphase-promoting complex-dependent catabolic process. Gene Ontology annotation, cellular component: anaphase-promoting complex. The transcript has a single exon. The coding region runs from base 1 to 990 and encodes 329 amino acids.